AUGGUGGAGUGUCGCGAGCAGCAGCAGCCAGCAGCAAAGGAGUCGGUGUCUUCGGUGGGUGCAGCGAUGAGAUGCGAUCGGGGGUUGAAGAGGAGGCACCUUCGGUGCUUGGCUGGACCAAAGAGAAGAAGAAAAAGAGAAUGGAAGCAGCGGGAUGUGAGGCUGCAGCGAUCACCAACAGAAAUUGAUAGGGCUGUUGCUGUACGACAAGGGAAAGCAGGAAAACAGAUGAGGAAAGGGGUGUUUGAGUGUUGCUUGUCAUCGAGGGAGAGGAAGAACGGGGUUGCCUCUUCUUUACUUUCACAGAUUGAUCUUCUAGCACAUGUAGCUAAUUUUUAA
Messenger RNA from Lactuca virosa, 339 nucleotides. The record is from the annotation of a GenBank genome assembly. Lineage: Eukaryota; Viridiplantae; Streptophyta; Magnoliopsida; Asterales; Asteraceae.